Molecule: messenger RNA, 1591 nt
Organism: Telopea speciosissima
Lineage: Eukaryota; Viridiplantae; Streptophyta; Magnoliopsida; Proteales; Proteaceae
Product: heparanase-like protein 2
Exons: 9
Coding region: 1-1584 (527 amino acids)
Cellular component (GO): membrane; plant-type cell wall
Molecular function (GO): beta-glucuronidase activity
Source: RefSeq, a predicted model, not a curated record
AUGUUAACCUGCUUAGCUCACAUACCUCACCAUCAUCAACAACAACAACAUAACCAUGGAAAAUUACCAAAAAGACAUGGCCAUGGUGAAGAACAUGUUACAGUGACAGUGAAAGGUGUUUCUUCGAUUGCAGAAACUGAAAACAACUUCAUCUGUGCAACUUUGGAUUGGUGGCCAUCCUUUAAGUGCAACUAUGGACAAUGUCCAUGGGGAAUGGCUGGUAUUUUAAAUUUGGAUUUAAAUAACCAAAUUCUCAAAAACGCUAUCAAAGCUUUCAAUCCUUUGAGGAUCCGAAUUGGAGGAUCAAUGCAAGAUCAGAUCUUGUACAAGGUGGGAAACAACAUUAAAAAUUGCCCCCAAAUCACGAACGACACAAAUGGAUUGUUUGGAUUCUCCCAAGGUUGCCUCACAAUGGAGAGAUGGGAUCAGAUCAAUAAUCUUUUCACACAAACAGGAGCCAUAGUAACUUUUGGGUUGAAUGCACUAUUUGGGAGAAGAAAGCUAAGUGAUGAUGGUCUCUAUGGAGACAACUGGAACCCACAGAAUGCUCGCGAUUUGAUACAGUAUACCAUCUUUAAGGGAUACAAUGUUGAUUCAUGGGAGUUAGGAAACGAGCUUUCCGCAGAUGGAGUAUCUGCAAGGGUAGAUGCUGAUCAAUAUGGAAGAGACAUGAUCACUCUCAGAAAUCUUAUCAAUGAAUUAUACAAUAAUAAAACUAAUAAACCAAGGAUAUUGGGACCAGGAGGCUUCUAUAAUGAAACAUGGUUCAAAACCUUUCUUCAAGUUUCAGGUCCUAAUGUGGUUGAUGUGGUUUCUCACCAUAUCUACAAUCUUGGUCCAGGUAAAGAUUUAGAUCUGAUCUACAAAAUCCAAGACCCAUAUUUUCUUAAUAGGGUAGCUCAGAUGUACAAAGACAUUAAGAAUACCGUCCAGAGCUUUGGUCCAUGGGCAUCUAUUUGGCUUGGGGAGUCAGGUGGAGCAUUCAAUAGUGGGGGCAAAUAUGUGUCCCAUACCUUUGUUGAUGGCUUCUGGUAUUUAGAUCAGCUUGGUAUGACAUCGACCUACAACCACAAGACUUUCUGCAGACAGACUUUGAUCGGUGGGAACUAUGGUCUCCUUAAUACCACAACAUUCAUCCCCAAUCCAGACUAUUAUGGUGCUCUUCUUUGGCACCGAUUAAUGGGACCAAAGGUUCUCUCAACAACUCACAGUGGCUCUCCAUACUUGCGUGCAUACUCCCAUUGUUCAAGAACAAAGGGAAUUGCUGUACUUCUAAUAAAUAUGUCCAAUUCCACCACCUUCACUGUCUCGGUGGCUGAUGACAUAAACUUGAAUCUUGACUCUGAAAGCAAGAAUGUCGAAAACUCUUACAGAGAAGAAUACCAUUUGACCCCCAAAGAUGGUAAUAUCCAGAGUGAUGUGUUACUACUGAAUGGGUCUCCCUUGGUGCUCAGUGAAUCCUUAGAUAUUCCCCCACUAAAUCCUAUUAAGGUUGAUGCUUCAUCUCCUAUCAAGAUUGUUGCUGAUUCAAUUGUCUUCGCUACUCUGCCGGACUUCAAGGCUCCUGCGUGUGUUCAGAGUUGAGCAAUGU